AUGGACGACCUGCGAGACUGGUAUGCCACUCUUAGCUCCCAGGUUCUCGAUCUGGUGAGUGACUACGCAGGACAAGAGCUGUUUUGUCUUGAGGGAGAUUCCGUCGUGCUCCAGUGUCUUGAUGAUCCCAAUCUUGACUUCAAGGCUGGGUUCCAGCUCCUCCAGGGCGUCUACAACGUUGAGCGACUACUCUCUAAGUUUUUGUCGACGAAAUGCAAUUUUCAUAUUGUCUUUUUUGACGAGAACCAAGGGAUUUCUACCCAAGCUGCCUCAAAUAUCAAUCGCUCCAAGUACCAGUUGGCGAGGGAGAUCAUCUAUCAGCAUCUUAUGGUGCAUAUUCAGGAUCAGUACCCUGAUCUUCAAGUUCACCGGUUUCCCUCUAUGAGAUCUCCUGAAUUCCACCAGUAUGUCCAAACGUAUAGUGUCUACUUCGUCAUGUGCCACAAUGGAGCACUGCAGAACAGACGUCGGCUCAUUGAUGAUACACUUCGUGUUAUCUGUAACAUGAUGACUCUUGGGCUGGAUGUGGCAAUCAUCAAUGAGAUCGAGUGGCGUGAUAGCAAGAUUUUGACAAGAGUCAUUCAAGCGAGCUCCUCCAAGCGCACGUUCAUUGAAUUAGAAGCGGAGCGCAAGACCCAUAUGCCACCACACCUAUCUAUAUGCACCCAAGUCCUGCGUUCUAUUGCAGAAGCAAACGGCCAUCAGGUCAGUUCGGCAAUGACAAGUAGGGAGGCUUUGACUGUGGCAGUCGCAUCAGUUCUCUUGGCCCAGAAUCAAAAUGAAGCAUCCAAACAGAUAAUAGCCAUCCUGCUAUUGCAUCUGGCUUGCCUCAAACGAUUAUCUCUGCAGCAACGAAGAACCGCAAGGCCCGAGAUACCAAAUGAGGGGCUGUACAACAAGUUCGUUACAAAGUUCAGCAGGGCAGCAACGACCAUGCUUCAAACGAACGAAUGGAAGGGUUUAAACAAAAACAAAUCCUGGGGAGAUCUGCAUGACCUGUUUAAUGGUAGGCUUUUUAGGUCCUGUGCUGCGUAUUACUCGGUGGAGAAAGUAGCACACCUGAGCAGCCUCAUCAGUGACGAUUGGCAUACUAUUUGGACCUGCUUAAAUCGUAUUGAAGAACUAGGCGGUCCGGAAGUAUUCUUCUCUCAGAACUUUCCGUACACGGCGACAUUGCAGCAUAAAGAGCGAGCCUUCGAUGACGAAUAUGGAGACGACCAAGACGAUGAGGAGGACGAGGAGGAUGAGGAAGAAGAAGGAGACGAAGAAGAUCAUGAUGACGAAACGGAUGGAGACGGGGCAACAAAUGAAGAGGAUGAAGACACAGAAAGCAAGUAUGCCUUGUUGCCGUUCGAGCACCCAACAUUUGAUCAACAUCUCGCCAGCGUACGCGUAGUCAUCGAGAACUCGCAGGAAGAAUGUCCCGAGCGAGGCUUCGAGGAUAAGACGCAUUGGCAUACUCGUCGUUUGCUCGAUUCCAAGCACAGGACAUUUCCUCAAAAGCCAACAACCAAAUGGAACAAUCCUGCGCGGCGGAACCAGCAAAGAUUCCGAGACUUCACCAAAUACGCAGCCAGCCUUACCAACGCCAAGGGCAACGUGCUCGAACAACAAGUAAUGGUGUCAUCAAAAGUCGCCAGAAAGCAACCGAAAGCUGCUAAAUUAUCGUCUAAAGCAAAGCAGUUGAUAGAGAAACAGGAGGUUGAAAGGGCCAAAAAAGAAGAGUCAUCAUGGAUAGAUUCAUGGCAACGUAAGCUCCUCGGAUUACAGAAGCUAGACCUUCAUCAUCAGGUGGACGACGUCAAAGUUUUCUUAGACCGACAGGAGACCCGGAAGCGAGCUUUCCUCGAGCCCGAGGUUCGCCUAUACCUAUUGACUCUUCUUGUGGCUCUGUGGCAGGAAGAGACCUCGCCUCAGGAAGAGGAUAAGCUUGUCACCUCAGCGAGGGAUGUGUGGGACCAAAUUCGAACCCUUCGGCACAAAAUCAACUUCAUGUCUCAUGAAAUGUAUUCGAUGUUUCAUGGCAUAUGCUGUAAGCUCAGCAUCCAUGAUACACCGUCGCCAUCGUCCUCUCUUCCGAGUCGGCAGUUGUGUUUUCAUUUCGAUAUCAGUUGCAUUAAACCACGUCAGCUGGGUGCGCCACUUGACUUUCAAGCCUUUCAACUGCUCCAUUGUGGGCCAUUUAUGGAUCGCCAGACUGGCGCAAAACCCGAUGACCGUGUGGGCUUCGAACCGGACAAAUGGCAGAAGGAUGUCCUCGAUGAGCUUGACAAGAACCAUAGUGUCUUCGUCGUAGCUCCAACCAGUGCGGGAAAGACUUUCAUCAGCUUCUAUGCUAUGUCGAAAGUGCUGCAGGAAGACGACACUGGAGUCCUGGUAUAUGUAGCUCCGACAAAGGCGCUGGUGAAUCAGAUCGGUGCAGAGAUCCAUGCACGUUUUCGGAAAAGGUACCCGGGCCCUGAGCAGACAGUUUGGGCUAUCUCUACUCGCGAUGUCCGCAUAAACGAUCCCUUGAAGUGUCAGAUCUUAGUGACCGUGCCUCACUUUCUCCAGAUUAUGCUUUUGUCCUCAUCGAACGCCAUCACAUGGGCUCCUAGAGUCAAAUGCAUCAUCUUUGAUGAGAUUCACUCGAUAGGUCAUACCGAGGAUGGCCUAGUUUGGGAGCAACUCUUAUUGCUUGCUCCGUGUCGUAUCAUCGCUCUUUCCGCAACCGUGGGAAAUCCAUCAGAGUUCGCUGAUUGGCUUCAAUCGACUCAGAAUAACAUGGGGGUGACUCUCAAACUGAUUCAGCAUACACAGCGCUACUCAGACCUUCGGAAGUAUUUCUAUAUGCCGGCAGAUCGUCCCUUCGAAGGCCUCUCCCGAUCGAAGCAUAAGGGCCGCCUUGAGCCCAAAUUUAUUCGGGGCUUGCACCCCCUUCACCCAAUCACAAGCCUUCUCAGCAAGCAGCGGCAAAUGCCGGAGGAUCUUUCUCUUGAGCCGAGAGACUGCUAUACACUUUGGAGAUGUAUGGUAAAGUACUCAUCAGUCGAUUUUCCUGUGCCUGAAUCUCUGAGUCCACAACUUGCCCUUCCACGGUUCAUUAGGCGGAGCGAUGUGUAUGAAUGGGAGGCGCAGCUUAAGGAACUUCUGUCGACAUGGAUGCAAGACAGUUACUCUCCCUUUGAAAUGGUGCAAAGCGACCUGGAGGCUAUCUUCGCACCUGCUCAAGGAUUGCAGGUUUCAGAAAGCAAUGAGGAGAAUCAGAGUGAUCUAGUGGUUCCCGAACGUCAAGGCAUGAAGAAUGAGCUAUGCACAUCUGUGUUCCCACUCCUCGUGGAUUUACAUUCCCAAAAUGCCCUACCUGCUCUGCUUUUCAACUAUGCACGGACGACAUGCGAAAAGAUAGCGAUCACGACUCUAGAGCAUCUACUCAAAGCUGAGGACAAGUACAAGAGCAGUGCACCAUGGAGGCAGAAGAUGGCGGACUACGAGAAAUACAGGAAACUUGCGUCCAAGAAAGCUCAAACCAAUGAGAAAAGCAAGAAAAAGAGCAAUCCUAAACAACCUCGGGAGGAAACUGAGAGCACCGCAAAGGAUGUGGAGGAAGAUAAUAGUCCAUUCAAGAGGUUUGACCCGGACAGGCCUCUAGAGCAGUUUUCGUUUGCCGAUACUCAUAAAUUCGACUGGACAGACCUUCUCGAGGAGAUAGAAAUGAUGAAAGGGCGCAAGGUUAAGCCUCUGUUACUCGAAGCUCUGAAGAGAGGAGUAGGCGUCCACCAUGCCGGAUUGAAUCGUCGUUACCGCCAGUGCGUCGAGAGGCUAUUCCGCGCAGGAUUCUUGCGUGUUGUUGUAGCCACUGGAACGCUGGCUUUGGGUAUCAACAUGCCGUGUUCGACCGUGGUCUUCUGUGGUGACAGCGUCUUCUUGACCGCGCUCAAUUUCCGUCAGGCUGCUGGUCGAGCAGGGCGCCGAGGAUUUGAUCUUCUCGGAAAUGUCAUCUUCCAUGGCAUUCCCCGUCACAAGGCAUAUCAAUUGAUGAGUUCACGGCUUCCGGAUCUGAACGGCCAUUUCCCUAUCACGACCAGUCUUGUGCUUCGACUCUUCAUCCUUCUUCAUAAUUCCAAGGAGUCGCCAUACGCAGCACGGGCAAUAAAUUCUUUGCUGUCUCAGCCACGCAUUAACUUCGGAAGUGUCGAGUCGAGGGACAAGGUACUCCAUCACCUCCGCUUUUCCAUUGAAUAUCUGCGACGCCAGGAUCUCAUCGGGAGACACGGAGAGCCAAUUCGCUUGGCUUCUAGCAUUGCGCAUCUGUACUACACUGAAAAUAGUGCCUUCGCAUUCCAUGCUCUUCUUCGUGCAGGCUACUUUGAGGAAUUGUGCAAGCAGCACCGGAAGAACACCGAGAAGAAGCUGAGGACGUUGAUGAUUGUGCUCGCCCAUCUAUUUGGAAGAAAGUCUCUCGGCUAUCGAUACAAGGAACUUCUGACCCGGAGACAAGAGUUGAAGUCUCCCUCGGUCGUGAUGCUGCCACCGCUACCACCGAAUGCCGUAUCGGCGAUUCGAGCCCAUAAUCAGAGCAUUCUCAAAACAUAUACAGCGUAUGUGGAGACAUUCGUCAAACAGCACCUGAAAGAACCCGAGCGUGAGUUGCCGCUUAGCAAAGUGCCAGUUGGGGGCAGUGGGCACCAACAACUCAGUCGCUUGCUGGGAGUACUGGAAGCGAAUCAAUCACGUUCAGCUUUUGUUGGGCUCUCGGGCCACGGCGAUCAUUUUAAGAGCAUGAAAGACCUCUGUAAUUCGGUCCGGUCGGGCGUGUUUCUCGAGGAGAGUGUCAUACCAUACCUUGAUGUUUAUCCGGAUGGGGGUAUGGCACCUUUGAAUGCUUAUCUGUAUGACUUCUUCUGUCACGGAUGUGUGGAACCUCUUGAGGUCGCCAAUUUCAUCUCUCGUUCUGACACGUGGUUUCUGCUGAAUGACUUCUCCCUGAUCCUGGCUACGAUCAUUGUUUCUCUGCAAGUUUAUCUUGAUCCCGACCUGAAGAGUUCAUGUUCAGAAAGUAUGUUCGCCAGCGAUGACUCUUCGUCAUCUCUUUCGGUCGAGGAUGAAGAGGAGGAAAUAUUCGAUGUUCAGUCUGUUGGUCAAAAGGUCGCGUCGAAGCGCACUGAUAAUCAAGUCUCUCGAAUGCGACAAUCACUUGGAACUACCCGGGCUACGACUGACGAGGAUGUGUUGGAGAAAUGGGACGAAUGUAUGAGCGACGACAGUGAUUUCUUCUCCGAAGACGAGGAUACCACAGAGAUUCAGGGUAUUCAGCCUAAGAACCGACCUUCGUUGGUGUCGUUGGAGGUGUUGAAUGCCUUCCGCGAGUUAAAGGAUCAGUUCGACGAGAAGUUCCAUGCUAUCUUUGCUUAA
This is a messenger RNA of Aspergillus fischeri NRRL 181, 5394 nucleotides long. Its product is annotated as putative DEAD/DEAH box helicase. The record is from RefSeq and is a predicted model, not a curated record. Gene Ontology annotation, cellular component: cytoplasm. The transcript is spliced from 6 exons. Lineage: Eukaryota; Fungi; Ascomycota; Eurotiomycetes; Eurotiales; Aspergillaceae. Gene Ontology annotation, molecular function: nucleic acid binding; ATP binding. The coding region runs from base 1 to 5394 and encodes 1797 amino acids.